GAUAUCCAUAUCCUCAAACGCGUAAUUCAAGAAUGAAAAGCACCACCGCCGGGGGGGGGUGCGUGCGCAAUCAACUCCUUCAGCUCUGCCAGCUCCCGCGCGGGCUCGAGGCGGCCGUGCAGGGGGCGAUCGAUGCGAGAUUGCGAAGUUAUAUGCCCUAUUCCCAUUUCGCCGUCGGGGCCGCCCUUUUGCACGCGGAUGGCGAAAUCACGACGGGGUGUAAUUACGAAAAUUGCACUUACCAGUCCUGCUGUGCGGAGCGCUGCGCGAUUGUGCGGGCAAACGUCGAGGGUCACCGCACCGCGAGGGCGAUCGCCAUCUACGGCGCUCCUUCUCUCCGGCCCCCCACCCCCGCGGAUACCGCCAAUUCGCCUUCAGAUAAUUAUUCCCAUUCUACGAUUCCCUCAACCUCGGCUUUAUCUGGGGAUGCGGCGGAGGGGUUUUGUAUGCCCUGCGGUCUAUGCAGGCAACUUCUCGUCGAGGUGGCCGAUCUCUCAGGGAAUCACGACAGUUUUGAGGUGGUGCUGGUCUCUCGGGAUCGUCAGCACGCGAAGGUGAUGCUCUUGGCGGAGUUGAUCCCGUAUAAAUUUGCCCCUUCCGAUAUGGGAAUGGAUAUCGCGCAGUUUCGGGAUAUUUAG
Phytomonas sp. Hart1 is the source of this 638-nucleotide messenger RNA. NCBI's taxonomy places the organism in Eukaryota, Euglenozoa, Kinetoplastea, Trypanosomatida, Trypanosomatidae. The record is from the annotation of a GenBank genome assembly.